Messenger RNA from Esox lucius (northern pike), 1238 nucleotides. Its product is annotated as phosphoglycerate mutase family member 5. Gene Ontology annotation, biological process: positive regulation of mitochondrial fission. The record is from RefSeq and is a predicted model, not a curated record. The coding region runs from base 87 to 977 and encodes 296 amino acids. Gene Ontology annotation, cellular component: mitochondrion. Lineage: Eukaryota; Metazoa; Chordata; Actinopteri; Esociformes; Esocidae. The transcript has 7 exons.
CCGCCAUUUUCAGUGCAUGCGUCAGACAGCAGAUAGUUGUUGUUGUUCGUCCACAUUGAAGCUUUCCUCAAGUGUAUUUCCUCAAAAUGAAGGUAACAAAGCUGAUGUGUGGGCUUGCCGGUGGAUCCGCAGUACUUGUGGCACUGGCUGAAUCGAAAGGAUAUUAUUUUGAAAGAACGAAAAAUGACGCAAAUUUAAGAAAAUGGAAUGGACUAAGUGUUCUCCAAGCGGCAGUGCCUCAGACUUGGUCUCCAAGCCGAGACCACACCGUGACUGGCUGGGACAGUAACUGGGAUAAGCGUGAUCCUCUGACACUGACUAAUGGGAAGAAAAAGAUUAAGGAAAAAGAGAUCUCAAUUGAAGAACUGAACACAGAGGUGGAGAACAACAAACCUAAAGCCACUCGUCACAUCUUCUUGAUCCGCCACUCUCAGUACAAUCUGAAUGGUACUAUGGACAAGGAGAGGAUCCUAACCCCGCUAGGUCGGGAGCAAGCUGAAUACACUGGUCAGCGACUAGCUGCGCUGGGGUUGAAGUAUGAUGUCAUGGUUCACUCCACCAUGACCCGUGCCACAGAGACCGCCAACAUCAUCAGCAAGCAUCUCCCAGAUGUGGAAAAAGUUAGCUGUGACCUGCUUCGAGAAGGUUCUCCCAUUGAGCCUGUUCCCUCGAUCUCCUGGAAACCCGACUGUGUGUAUCAUGAGGAUGGCGCUCGGAUCGAGGCAGCUUUCAGGCGUUACAUCCACCGGGCAGAUGCCAAGCAGACAGAAGAUAGCUACGAGAUCAUUGUGUGCCACGCAAACGUUAUCCGCUACUUUGUGUGCAGGGCUCUGCAGUUUCCCCCAGAAGGUUGGCUGCGGCUGGGCCUGAAUAACGGCAGCAUCACCUGGCUCACCAUAAGGCCCAGCGGCAGGGUGGGACUCAGGAUGAUGGGGGACUCAGGCUUUAUGCCUCCAGACAAACUCACCCGUACCUGACUCUCUUUUCUGAUACUCCACCACUACUGACUGACCCCAUUUAACCAGACAUCCUGAAGUUUUGCUGCCACAUUGAAGCCAUCAUUUACCUUUUACAUGAUGGUUUUGCCCAUGUUGGGAAUCAUUAUUUUAUUUUAUAUUCACAAAAAGAAAACAUUUGGAAUAAUGUAUCUUAGAAAGUGCCAUUUCUUAGUAAAUUAUUUAUUUGAUAAUGCUUUAUUACAUUUUAUGAAUAAACAGAAGAAAUGUUCUCUAAAUACA